AUGUUCAACGGCGGGGGAGCCUCGGUGGCAGACGGACGCGUGGCUAGCGAACGCCUCGCUAAGCGUGGCAGAUUCGCACUACAGCUUGCGCAAUCUUUGGUGAACCACUUUGCCCUCGCGAUUCGCGUGGCUUGGCAGUCAGCGUCGCAAGCACCACCACCACCACCGCGCCCACACGCCCACGCCCACGCCCACGCCCACGGCCCUUUGCUCUCGUCUCGUUUCGAGCCCCCCCGCCAAGCUGCCGCUGCGCAGUCGAGAAGCCACACAAGCUUUGCUGGCCAAUAUUGCCAGUCGCCGCUUUCGUCGUCCGCCCCCCGUCACCUGCCCAACCAUGCCUCGACACAUUACGUGAUGGCCGCCAACCACCACACACACGCCCUCGCCCUCGCCCUCGCCCCCAAGACACGCCUGCGCCUAUGCCUACGCUUUGCUCCGCUGAAGCUUUUCCGCCCGCCCGCCCCCCGCCGCCGCCGCCACGAGCUGCACCACCAGCUACCGCCAAAACGAAAACAACAAAAAAAAACAGAGUCCCCUGUCUGCUCGGCUUCCGCUUUGCCUGCCCGUGCUGCCUCUGCGGCACGCCUGAAUGGUGGAGACGUUGAUCUUGGACCGCCCCCUGCGCUGCGUCGCCCCCGGCUGCGCAGGCCAUGGACAGGUGUGACGGCGUGCGUGUGCGUGUGCGUGUGCGUGGGCCGCCGCCAGCAGACUCCCGCCGGCGUGCAACCAAGCACAGUAUGCUGCUGUGCCCAAAGAGUCGAGCGCGGCGGGCGUGGAGACGCGGCGGGCGUGCGGGAGCGGGCGCUGCUCUGGUUAUGGGGCAUGGCGGCCAUGGCCUGGCGGCGUAUGCGUGUGCGUGUGCGUGUGCGUGUGCAGGCACAGGCGACGCUCGCUCACGGCCUGUCGGUGUUGUGCGUUCUAGACAUGAGGAAGCCGCGACAGGGCCGCGUCAACCCGCCCGCAUGCGGUAAGCGCGAGUCGUCGUCGUCUUGCCCCGUCCCUCAAUCAAUUACCCUCGUCCGCACCUAA
This is a messenger RNA of Exserohilum turcica Et28A, 1029 nucleotides long. RefSeq lists its product as uncharacterized. The transcript has a single exon. Lineage: Eukaryota; Fungi; Ascomycota; Dothideomycetes; Pleosporales; Pleosporaceae. The record is from RefSeq and is a predicted model, not a curated record. Bases 1 to 1029 code for a protein of 342 amino acids.